This is a messenger RNA of Vitis riparia (riverbank grape), 962 nucleotides long. Its product is annotated as profilin. The record is from RefSeq and is a predicted model, not a curated record. Gene Ontology annotation, molecular function: actin monomer binding. Lineage: Eukaryota; Viridiplantae; Streptophyta; Magnoliopsida; Vitales; Vitaceae. The transcript has 3 exons. The coding region runs from base 177 to 578 and encodes 133 amino acids. Gene Ontology annotation, cellular component: cell cortex.
CGGUUGAGAGAAGAAGAUCAGAGAUCCAUCACUCUCUCUCUCCAUCAUUUUUUCGUUACUCUCCUAUUUAUUUAAAAUCAAAAGAAAAACGGAGAGAACGAAAUCAAAACCAACAGCAGAGCCAGAAGAACAACCACCAACAUCGUCUUCAUCUUCUAGAGAGAAGAAGAGAGAAAAUGUCGUGGCAGACAUACGUAGAUGACCAUCUGAUGUGCGAAAUCGACGGCCAAGGCCAGCACCUCACCGCCGCUGCCAUCGUCGGCCACGACGGCAGCAUCUGGGCGCAGAGCACUUCUUUCCCAGAGUUCAAGACUCCAGAGAUCACUGGUAUCAUGAAUGAUUUUGCAGAACCAGGUCACCUUGCCCCUACUGGCUUAUACCUCGGGGGUACAAAGUAUAUGGUUAUUCAGGGAGAGCCUGGGGCUGUCAUCCGUGGAAAGAAGGGAUCAGGCGGCAUCACUAUAAAGAAGACUGGUCAGGCACUGGUUUUUGGCAUCUAUGAGGAACCUGUGACUCCAGGACAAUGCAACAUGGUUGUUGAAAGGUUGGGGGAUUACCUGGUUGAUCAGGGCCUGUAGGCCUAAGUCAUAUUAUGGUUCUAGUAUUUCUCCUUGGGUUACAACCAUCAUUUUGUUUCGCUUUUCUGGUUUCAAGCAUCCAUCUACUUCUUUCUAAACCAUGAACUGGCAGUGGAAUUGUUGCAGACAAUAACCAUAUGAGGACAGAAACAGUUUGUUGUUUGGUUGUUUUGAGUCGGAAUUUUCUCUAUAUUUUCUUGAUUUAUGUGUAUUCCACCACCGGUUAAUGCUAUCCCUUUUUCCCAAAUUUCCCUCUUUUUGUUUUGGUCAGAUAGCAGUAUUAAUUUUGAAAUUUUCAUGGGUCUAUUGUGGUUUACCUGUAACUUAUCCUGGAUGGGCAAUUCACUGCCAGUUCUUCAUUGAGUACAAAGCCAUCUCACGGAA